Messenger RNA from Anisakis simplex (herring worm), 492 nucleotides. NCBI's taxonomy places the organism in Eukaryota, Metazoa, Nematoda, Chromadorea, Rhabditida, Anisakidae. The record is from the annotation of a GenBank genome assembly.
ACGGCAGUUGUGAGUGAUGACCUGGAAGUGUAUCAGACGCGACUGAUCACAUUCGCUGGCAAAGAAGAGCGUUCGAAACGACAGUGUCGUGCGCCACUAUCAGACGGUAGUUUAUGUCCUCGAAUGGAUAAACACAAGUGCCCUAUUCAUGGAGUCAUCAUUGAUCGAGACUCUAUGGGCUUCCCAACAAGAGAACAAGCGCAGCAAGCAUCAUCAAAACAAACGCAACCAAAAGAAGACGAAGAGUAUAUGAGAGAUUUAGAGGCAGCCACCGGUGUGGACUGUCGUCUGGAGAAUAUGAGAAAGGGGAAGAGACGAGUUACAAAACGACGUGAAGUUCCAGCUUCGCAACAAGUAAGACAACGUUUAGAAAAGAAACUUUUGGAUCGCAGAACAGUGAAACGAGUUUCGGCAACACUCGAUGCAAUCCGUAAACAACGUAACGCACAACGUUUUCAACAUCAAUUCAAUUAUGCUCUUUUUGAACGAUGA